Triticum urartu is the source of this 1516-nucleotide messenger RNA. RefSeq lists its product as uncharacterized. Lineage: Eukaryota; Viridiplantae; Streptophyta; Magnoliopsida; Poales; Poaceae. The record is from RefSeq and is a predicted model, not a curated record.
UAUUUUUAUUGGAUGAUAUGAAAAUGUUAUUAAAAUUAAAAUAUAUUAAAAAGUUUUAAUUGUAUCUUAUUAAAAUGUUAUGUUAUGAUCGUGUUAUUAUGUUUAGAGUCGACAUUGCCACGGCAUGAUUCAUAUCUGCCACUACAUUGCUCUCCUUCGGUGCAUCUUCGUAGUGGCAGACAUCCCAGGAACAUGGCACGGGCUUGGAUUUAAUGCCUGAGCAGACUCGUUUUUUGGACCCAAAUGCGUAUAGAGGACAUGGCGCAUACACCCAAAGCGAGAGAUCUCAGACGUAUCUCUCCACGCGAGGAUGUAGAUGCCCGAGGAGACUCGUUUGCCAAAGAUAAACCAGUACGGCGUACAAUGGCUAUACACUGGAGGCGAUGGAUCUCAGCGGUACGGCGGACAAUGGCCAUACACUGGAGGCGAGGGAUCACAAUGCUACGACACCGCUCAAGAAAGUACUAAUCAUACAUGGCACGAUGAGGACACCCAGCGUGGCCUCAAUACAGACAUCCUCAUAGCAUCCCAUGAUCGUGGUAACACGAUUCCUAGAAUAAUUACAGACUACUUCCAUGAGAAUGUUAUUGGCCCAUCUUAUAUCCCUCCGGAGUCACAAUCAAACACCUACAAUUUCGCAUCAGGAUCUCAAUAUGGAUUGCAGACUCCAGCACCUAUGCAAGAGUCACGGACACAAGAAGACGAGGGGAGUACGGCCGUGGUCUUCAUGCACACCGACCACCUAAUCCCUUGUCGCCUUUCGGUCGUCAGGAAAGACCAGCUGGCCGUUGUCGAGUAGGGUGAUUCGUCUAUUUAUGGGUGCAACCUAUUCUAUCUAUAUAUGACAGUUCUAGACUUUCCGAUGUAUGUAAAAGACAUCUAUGUAUGAGAAAAUAAAAAAGCAUCCAAAUUAUGACAUUAAAGUAGUGCAUCUCUAAUAAAUAUACAACACAAUGUUGAUGCAUCGUCAUACAGAAACUACAUGAAGUCAUCCUCACUAUUCUCUCUAAAAUGGGGCUUCCCCAGGUCUUCACGAUUGCGUCACCUGAACUAGUUUCCCUGGCAUAAUCUCAUCAGCGGAAUCGUAAUCAGCAUCAUGCCCUUUGUUGGCGUAGCACUCUUAUCAGACUUGCUCCUCUUCUAGCUUGCACUACCCUUGGAUCUGUUCUGAGCUCUUUUGCUCGGCAUAAACUCAUCAUCAUCAUCGCUCUUCAUGUGCUUAGAGCUAGCGCCACCCUUCCCUGAUGUUACUCGGCCCUUCGAUAUGUUCUGAGCUUGCUUGCUUGGCAUAAAGUCAUCAUUGUCUGUGCUCAUUUUCUUUGAGGUUGCGGCACCCCUAGUUGAUGCGGCACUCUGGGCAUGUCUUAUAGAGUUGGCACCGGACAUGGCUAGAUAAAGGACGCGGAUUUUGAGGACAUGCGGCCACGCGCUGCCGUAAUCCCGUGCGUCCACAAGUGCAUCGUGAUUGCUAGCUAAUAUAGCCUCACACGCCCCACUUGCAAUACUAAACAGUGUU